This is a messenger RNA of Saccostrea cuccullata (small rock oyster), 1038 nucleotides long. RefSeq lists its product as uncharacterized. The record is from RefSeq and is a predicted model, not a curated record. Lineage: Eukaryota; Metazoa; Mollusca; Bivalvia; Ostreida; Ostreidae. The transcript has a single exon. The coding region runs from base 1 to 1038 and encodes 345 amino acids.
AUGAGUGUAAACUCGGAGUGUCAGCCUCUUGAAAAGUCCCUCAGUGAACAAAAAGAUGAGGGAGGGAAAGACAAUACAUCCAUCAUCAAUAUGAUGAAAGAGAUGCAAAAGAACAUUUUGUCACUUACAACUACGGUGAGCGAGUUACAAGAGAACAAGGGAACGAAGCGCAAGAUCCAAGAAUCGGAAGUAAACCCUUGUACAUCUAAGUCGCGCGUAGAAAUAAGUGACGUUUCUGAUGAAGAGAGAGACGAGUUCGAUGACAUUUUAAACGAGGCAAAUGAAGAAAUGGACACUGAUUGUGAUCAUUUGCUUGAUGAGCUGGAAUGUUUUGGCUCAGAGGAUAAGUGUGGCGAAGCAAUACACGAAAAACUCGCCAAAGUAACAAAUGAUGGCGUUCGAACGGUAGUGGACUCUGACAAAAUAAAGGAAGUGAGCGACAAAUAUAACCGAUCUAAAAAUGUGCAGAAUCUUGUCACUCCAAAAUUAAAUGAGGAAAUCCGAGCUCAUUUGAGCCGCAAAGUCCGAGGCCAAGACAUUCGGAUACAAAGAACCCAGACACUUGUCGGCAAAGCCAUUGUCCCGCAACUACAACAAAUUAAUUUGCUGCUAAAUGCAAAACAAAAAGGAGAUACAUCCUCCAUGAAAGAGCUCACUACCUUAGCAAUGGACAGUCUUAAACUUAUGACUUAUGUCUAUUGCGACCUGUCAAACAGGAGAAGAGAACUAAUCAUUCAACCCGAGAAAAACGAAGAAUUCCGGGCAUUGUGUUCUAACGAAUAUCCUGUCACCGACAAGUUAUUUGGUGACGACCUUGGCAAAAAAGUUGAGGACAUCUUAAAGGCCAACAAAGUGGGAUCCAAAAUAUCGGGAUUUAACAAGUUUGACAAGCGCGGAAAUCAUAACCGUAAACAGCAUGGGCACACGCAGAAAUCAUCCAAUUAUGGAAACUACAAGGCCAAUAAUUUUUUGGGCCAACGCUGGGGAUCAAACUACAAAAAGAGAACGGCUCCAGCCAACAAACAGAGGAAGCAAUAG